AUGCCAGUCGUCUUUGCGUUUCAAUCGGUCAUGAUAAGAAGGAAGGCGGCGAAAGAUAAGCUUUUUUUUUCUUUUGUAACGGUUUCCUUUUUUAGCUCCUCCAUUUUUUUCCAUUUACUCCGAAAGAUGUUUUUUUUUCUAGUCAUUCUCAGAUUAGUUUUUUCUCUCUCUUUUUAUAAUAAUCUUUUUUUUUUACUUUUCAUUGCCUUUUCUCUGUCUUUUCUCUCUUUCUUUUCUCCAUCUCUCUGUUUUUCUUUCUUUUUUCUCUCUCACUCUCUCCCUAUCUGUCUGUUAACUCUCUCUCUCUCUCUCUCUCUCUCUCUCUCUCUCUCUCUCUCUCUCUCUCUUCACAUGUCCGUCUUUUCUUUCUUCUUUCUUCUUUGUCUCUUCAUAACAAUCUCUUUCUUUUUCUCUUUUUCGCACUCCCUUUCACUUUCUUUCUUUCUCGAUCACCUUUCUUUCUUUCUUUCUUUCUUUCUUUCUUUCUUUCUUUCGCCUUCUUUCUCUUUCUUUCUUUCUUUCUCUUGCGCUCGCCUUCUUUCUUUCUUUCUUUCUUUCUUCCUUUCUUUCUUUCUUUCUUUCUUUCGCGCUCACCUUCUUUCUUUCUUUCUUUCUUUCUUUCUUUCUUUCUUUCUUUCUUUCGCGCUCGCUUUCUUUCGUUCGCUCUCUCACUUUCUUUCUUUCACUCGAUCUUUCACUCUCUUUCUUUCACUCGCUCUCUCGCCCUCUUUCUUUCACUUGCUCUCUCACCCUCUUUCUUUCACUCGCUCUUUUUCUUUCGCUCACUCUCUCGCUCUCUUUCUUUCACCCGCUCUUCUUCUUUCGUUCGUUCGCUCUCACAUUUUUUAUUUCACUCGCUCUCCCACUCUCUUUCUUUCGCUCUUUUUCCUUCGUUCGCUCUCUCGCUCUCUUUAUUUCACUCGCUUUCCCUCUGUGUUUUGCUCCCUUUCUUUCGGUCGCUCUCUCUCUCCCUCUCUCUCUCUCCCUCUCUCUCUGCCUCUCUCUCUCUCUCUCUCCCUUACACAUAUUAUAAAUUUUAUAUUUUCUCACACUCCUUCAAAUAUUUCUUUUCUGAAUCCCAGACUGAAAAAACCUAUCAACUUACCAUAUCUCCUAAUAUACUGCUACUCCAUUUACGUAUGUAUUCGCUCUUUCUCUCUUUCCAUCUCGCUUUUUCUCUCUCUCUCUCUCUCUUUAUAUUUCACUCUUUCUCCCUUUACAUCUCGCUCUUUCUGUCUUUACAUUUCACUCGCUCUCUCUUUACACCUCACUUUUUCUCUCUAUUCAUCACACUCUUUCUCUCUAUUCAUUUCGCUCUUUCUCUCUUUACAUCUACUCUUUCUUUCUUUUCAUUCUGCUCUCUCUCUCUCUCUCUUUACAUCUUGCUCUCCCCCUCUCUCUCUCUCUGACUUUCUCUGUUCACAUCUCACUCUUUCUUUCUUUACAUCUCACUCUUUUUCUCCUUACAUCUCGCUCUUCCUCUCAUUUCAUCUCACUCUUUCUCUCUAUUUCUCUCUGUAUCUUAUAAUUUUACAUCUUUAUACAUAUAUUUUUUAUUUAAGUCUUCUUUUACUCUCCUUUCUUUGGAGGCGACACACAGACAAAAUUAUCAUCCACACUGAUAUGGACAUUUAUUGA
Molecule: messenger RNA, 1638 nt
Organism: Acanthosepion pharaonis
Lineage: Eukaryota; Metazoa; Mollusca; Cephalopoda; Sepiida; Sepiidae
Source: the annotation of a GenBank genome assembly